Molecule: messenger RNA, 1053 nt
Organism: Recurvomyces mirabilis
Lineage: Eukaryota; Fungi; Ascomycota; Dothideomycetes; Mycosphaerellales; Teratosphaeriaceae
Exons: 1
Coding region: 1-1053 (350 amino acids)
Source: RefSeq, a predicted model, not a curated record
AUGAACAUCCUCGCGCUGGGCUCACAGGACCCGAUGCUAUCUGGCAUCUGCCACACUUCGCUCGACGAGGACCAUAAUAUGGCCAACAACUUCUUCCCGGACCUUCGCGACGAACCGUUCACUCCAACAGAUCCACUCUUCGUCAGCUUCGGCAGUGUGGCGACCAAUGCUACACUAGACUCCCAGCCAUGGUCAUGCGGGCCUUCAGACGUAGACUCAGGUGACAUGGCGACCGCAUGGCCAGACCACAACCUGUUCGAGACUCAGCCAUUGUUUCGUGGCGCGCAGGAUAUGUUCGGUUCGCCGACGCCGUAUUACGAGCGUGCAGUAUCCCCAGGUCCUAUCGUGCGGAUCCAGCCAGAGGACAUUCCGGCUGAGGUCGCAGAACUGGCCGCACACAUCAACGCUCUGCCGAAGAUGCGUGGUGGCGACAUUGGUGCGAAUGAGUUCCCGUACCGUCAAACCCUAAAGACUGCUCCUCUUCUACGUGGUCAGGUCUCGAAGAAGACUGGCUGUCUGUUUAUUGAGCAACGAGGCGGAAAGCUACGUAAGUGGCUAUUCGACGAACGUCUGUUUACCAGGGAGUUAUGGUUGUAUCUCACGGACCCUGACUACAUGAGGGUCAGGGGAGGAGUCGGACGUGGGCGCAAGAGAAAGACUUCGGCGGACGGUGAAUUCGACUUCAUUGCCGUUGUGCCCCCUUCUCCGAGUUCGACGCCGUCUACCACGCCCAGUAAAAAGAAACGCCGUGGCUCCACAGCGAUCAAGAGUAUCAAAGACACAAGCGUCGAAGGCGAAAGCCAGGACACAGCUAACAACACCCAUGUCCUCGCUCCGUGCGAUGCCACUGAGUCCCCAAGCACGAAAUACAGCGCCACGGUCUCCAUCAACGAAGACGACCAGGCAUUCACUGCAGACGGCUCAAUCACAGAAGAUCUGUCGUCAGCUUUAGCCAACAAAUCCACUACGGAAUGUGCUAUUGAGAUGUCGCCGAGCAGCUUCGACCCGACCGAUCUCAUGAGCAUGCUCACCGAGGAUCUCGAGGACGUCUAG